UGGGGGUGGUGGUGGUGAUGGGGGGUGGAAACACAAUAAGCUGACUAACCGAGGGGCAGGAGAGGAAAAGUAUCUGGGAGACGGACAGGUGUCGCGGAAGUUUACACUUGCAGAGGCGCAUCCCCUCCGCGUCUUUCUCUCAUUAUCUGGAAUAACGUGAAAGAGACUGUGACUGGCGGUCAUUCGGCUCCCACUGAUCCUGUGGUUGUCCCAGCCUCGGCCCCCAGAGCAGCGGUUCCUGUGCCUCUCCACCUCCUCUUUGACUAGCAGCAGCAGCAGCUCGGUGUGGCGAGGGCAGGAACAAUGGGCCGAAAGCUGGACCUGUCAGGCCUGACGGACGGUGAGGCUGAGCACGUCUUGAAGGUGGUCCAGCGGGACAUGAAACUGCGAAAAAAGGAGGAGGAGAGGCUGAGCGACAUGAAGCAGGAGCUGGCGGAGGAAGGCAGCAGAUGCUCCAUCCUCUCCAAGCAGCACCGUUUCAACGAGCACUGCUGCAUCCGCUGCUGCGCGCCCUUCACCUUCCUGCUCAACCCCAAGCGCCAGUGCCUGGACUGCCAGUACAACGUCUGCAAGACCUGCUGCACCUACAGCAAGAGGGACAAAGCGUGGCUCUGCUCAGCGUGCCAGAAGGGCAGGAUUUUGAAGACGCAGUCGCUCGAAUGGUAUUACAAUAAUGUGAAGAGUCGCUUCAAGAGGUUCGGCAGCGCCAAGGUUUUGAAGACUCUGUACAGAAAGCACAUCAUCGAGAGAGGAACGUUCUCUGAUCUCCCAGAAAGCAGCGUUCACGAGGGAAGCAACGACAACGAUGGCAGCGUCUGCGGCAGUGACUCCGCCUUCUACAAGCAGAGCGAAGGGCACAGUAUGGCAGAGACUCUCACAGUCGCCCUGCGUGUUGCUGAGGAGGCUAUAGAGGAGGCCAUUGCUAAGGCAGAGGAGUUCAGUGACAGCUUGGAGAAACAGAAUGAGGCUCGAUAUCUGCGGGACCACAAAGAGGAGCUCAUAGAAGAACUCGCCACAACCAUUGUACAAAAAAUCAUCCAGAGAAGGAAGCGUUCAGAGAUGCAGACAGAGUAUGACUUUGUCUGGCCUCAGUCUCAGUCUCUGAUCCAGCCCAGUGAACUGCCCUCUCCUUCUCAGCCUCACACUUCAUCACAAGGACCACAAGACCCGCUCAAAACCUCCUACUCUCUCUAUCGGUUGCGGUCAGCGUUCUCUCUCACCAGUGACGACUCCCCAGAGAAGGGUCCAGAGGAGGAGGUGGCUGAGGCCGGUGGCGGCAACGACGGCUUGCAGGAAUACACUUCUCUGAAGAGGGAGCCUAAGGCGGCCACAUCUUUACCCACCUGGAAGAGCAUGGAUCGCCUGGAUAACUCGAGUGCCUCUUCAGUGCUCCAGAGUCCAGACGGCAACUGGAUUGCUCUGCACAGUUCCCAGCUGUCUCGGCCCAGCCUGCUCACCAAGAGGAAGAGCCUGUUGUUCAGCGUGCUGGAAAAGGAGUCCGGCGUUGUCUCCGCUUACGACGAGAUGGGAUCUGACUCAGAGGAGGACGAUGAAGGUGGCUGGGGUGCAGCGCUGAGACAGUUUCGCCGCAAACUGUCAGAUGAGACUUACUACACAGACUCGCAGCACGACCCCGAGUGGAUUUACACUCAGCAUCUCCCCGUCACCUCACCAUCCUCGGGGCAGUACACCAACACAGAGACUCUCAACUCGGACUCCGAGGCCUCGUCAGUGCUCUCUGCGUGUCCCCGUAAACCACCCCACAAUCUAAUGAGGAAGAAAGGACCACCGGAUACGCACCUUCACCCUCAUCACCAGCCGCUGCAUCACCAACACCUUCAGCAGAACUUUUCUCCAUACCCAGUCCAAUCAGAGUCAUUGGAUGUGAACUUUAACCCUAAGGUGAUGGGAGACAGCAGCGAGGCAGAGGAGAGGCAAAGCGAUCCUGUCAGAAGAUCACGGCGACGCAGGAAGAGUAAGAGGGAGUCAUCAUCAGAGCAAAACAGGACUGGAGGCCAGAGCCAUCCACAGUCAAUCUACCCCUUAGUGCAGGAAAACAGUGGUAUUCUACUCCACGCCCUGCUGAAGAGGGGAUUAAGUGAAGAACAGCCAAAAUCUGACACUAUACCAGUGGCCACAGCUGCACCAGACGCCUUCAAAUUAGAUGCUAUGACAACCGAGCCAGAGGACCUGGACACAGUGGCGCCAAAUUCACCGGUCCCCAGCCCUUCUCAGCCCACCUCCUUGACCCUGGGGCAAGAGCUCUCAUCCAGCAGCUCAGGGCCUGGAUCCACAACCAGAGAUCCUCUAGAAGGGGAGCUGCAGUCUAGACUUGGUCAGCUGGUCAUCAGUGCCAACAGCAAAGACAGCAGCUCAUCUGAGGAGGAGUGCACAAACUGGCCUGCAGACAGGCAGACGGAUAAAGAAAGUGACAGACAGAGAGAGAAACUGAAGCCAAAGGAAAGAGAGCGAGAGAGGCAGCGAGUGAGUGACAAAUCAAGAGAGAGAGCAAGCGAAGCAGUGGAACAAGUGAACGGACAAGAGAUUAAAAGAAGUGAGAAGCUGAUAAAGAGUCCCUCAGUGAGAGAAGACGGCAGAAGUCGGGAGAGGAGGUUUGAGAAGGCAUGCGAGAGUUUAGAUAUGAAAGUGGAAGACCAGGAACAAAAGAGAGGAGACAAAAGAGAGCCCAACAGGCAGAGUAAGAGACCACAUAAACGAGAUGCGGAGAAGGAAGCGGGACAGAAAGGGGGAGCGAGGAGGAGCGGAUCCAGUGCAAGUUCACCUGCUGUUACCCCUUCGUCCCACGAGGGGGCGCUGUCAAACAACCAGGUGGGACAGAAUGACUUGGAGCAACAUCAGAGGCUUCAGUUGCUCUCCUCUGUCUUACAGCAGAAGUGCUCGGCGGCUUCGCUCUGCAGCAUCACCACGGAGGUGCUAAAGGUUUUGAAUGCUACUGAGGACCUGAUUGGUGAGGCAGGAGGUGAGAGCUACACCCCUUCUGAGUCUAUGAGUGCUUCUCCCAUAUCCAGCAGCUCUGAGACCCGCAGGUUGGACCAGAGGCUUACCAAAAUGGAGGAGAAUGUUUAUCUUGCUGCUGGUGCGGUGUAUGGCCUUGAGGGAGCACUGGGAGACCUAGAGCACUGCGCCCGCAGUAUUAGCAGUGGGACAACAGACCAAGAGCUGGCCUUCCUGGAAGAUCAAGUGGCUACUGCGGCUGCUCAAGUCCAGCAGUCUGAACUGCAGAUAUCAAACAUUGAGGCAAGAAUAUCAGCUCUGAAAACGGCUGGGUUGAACGUGACUGUCUGCAAUCGCUUCUCCAAGCUCAAGCCAAAGUCUAAGCCUCAAACCCUGGACUCAUCACGCCAUCAGAGGAGGAAGCUUCCAGCGCCUCCACUAAAAGAGAAGUUGGAGCCAGAGCAGCAGGUUAAAGUAUUUCGGCCAUAGUGACAGUCAACAGCACAAUGAGUCCCUCAGGGCUAUUUUCAAGCCCCGGGGACAGGGGCCCUUCACAUCCAGUGCCUUGACCCAGCAUCUGCCUCUAGCUCCAGGCCAAGCAGGGGCCACCACCUGCCCUGUGUAACCCAACUCAGCACUCACUCCUCACACAAGCUCAGUACCCAUCAAUUAAAGAGAUCAAAGAAGACAUCGCUGGAUCUUUCUCUUUUACCAAGAUCUAUUUCAUGCUGUUUUUCCUUCUUAUUGCACACACAUAGACUCACACACACACAGAAAUAUGUUACUCAGCAGUCGGUUUCUCUGCCUUAAGAUCUGCAAACACUCCUCAUAAACCGACUUAAAAGAAUAUAUAUGUACAGACAAAGUAAAACUCAGUUUUCUAUCUGUUUGCAAGAGUGUUGUGAAUUAAUGUGCAAUGAAGCUGUGGAAAAAUCAUAAGAAAAUUUGUGUGAUUCAGUGUCCCGAAAAGAGGCUGAGCCAUGUUUUAUACUGCAUCGUCUUUGUCACCAUGAACCAAGAAAUGUUACGGGGGAUUUAUUCAAACUGUUUUGUUUUUUGAUGAUUGUCAAUAUCCACCCGCAUAUAGCUAUCAGAUGGUAAUCACCAAAUGGGGAUGAUUGUAACCUUCAAUAUUUUAAUGAUUUAUACAAAUCACAAGCAAACCAGAAAAGAGUUAGAAAAAAGAGCUGUUUAGAUGUUCAAAGUAACACGUCACAAGUGUUUUUGUUUUGUUUGGGGGUUUGUCUGUUGCACCAUGUGCUCGAUGACCAUAAAGGAAUAGUAAGCACAUUGAGAAACUGUAGCUGAGAAGAAACUAAGCUAGUUAAAAGGCCAGGUCAACAUGUUGGAAAUAUAAUCAUUUAAUUUCUUUCUGUGACCUAAGUAAUUUAGUCCAGCCACUGUCAAGACAAACUGUCAAACUUGUAUGAAGAAAAAAGGAGAGGUAAAAUUAAGAAAUGGGCAGCUAAUGAUAAUCCGAAACCGAAGGGAGCUGGACAGAACCAAGCUCGCUGCUUCCUGCUUUUUCAGUCUCUUAGCUAAGCUAAGCUAAGCAUCAAUUUGCCACGCUGACAUUUCACUGGUGAGGAGUGCGUAAAUGUAUUUAGGAAAGAAAAAGCUGAUUUGUAGAUACAUUCACAUAUAUUCCAGUAAUUGGAAGUUGUGGGUUACAACAUUUAAAUAGAUCAAAAUUAAAAAACAGAUCUGCAUGGAGCAUCCAUCUGAUAUUCAAGUUGGGUCUGAAAAUCCUCCUCCAUGUAUGUAGUUUCUCCAACGCAAAGCCAUUCUUCUUCCUCCCUGUCAUUCUCUCUUGUUUACUUUAAAACUUUGUGGCCUUUUAUUUAAGGAGAAAAAAAAGAGUAUUUUCAUGUUUUCCCUUUGCCGGGGUCACGUCUGAUCUUUUGUGUUGCAUUCAAAAAUUCUUGUAAAGAUUUUUACAUAACGAAGUCUGACGGGCUAUAUAACAAAUGCCAUGAAACCAUGAUUUUGUUACGAGCAAUUUAUUUUUGUACUGAACGUUUUUAUGCAAUACCACUGAAAUAAGUACUAUUGCAAAUUAAAGGCUUUAUUCUCUCCUCAAAGGAACCCACCUCAGUCAGUCCUACCAGACUCUCUUAUGUGUGAUGACUCAAAUUGCUUUCAGUGUAAGCUUGCAUUUACCAUUCGAUGUUCUGCCAGUAAUGACAAUGGUAAAUGCUUCGAAAACACAGGUGAUGAGAGGCACACUUGUAGUCCUUAAACACGAGAAUACUGCCUUUCAGUUUUGGGACAUUUUGUGUUAGCCAUGCAUACGGUUAUCAGAGUUCUUGCUUUGGCUCCAGCUUAAUAAGAGCAGGUUUGGAUUCUCUGAUAGUGUUUGAAAGGUGUGAUGAUCUUCUGUAUGAAUGCUCUGCCCCUUCUAUUAGUGACCUUUUCAUCCCCAGCCUUUCGCAUCUUGGGUUUGCACAUUGAUCUUGUAUUUUUGUCAAUCUUGUUCUCCAGAGGUGUUGAUGUAAAAAAGAGCAUGUUUCUGGCUUUAUCAAACUGAUGAAAAAUGUCUCUCUAAGAAGCACAGCCACAAGGGUCCAAUCAUCAGUGUCCUGUAUUUUUCUAAUGUAAAAAAAUAAUAAAAAAAAUAACAAUAUCUCAUUGCAGAAUUUGUUAAUAUAUGUAUAUGUGUGAAAAACAUGGAUAUGAUAUGAUAAUGUGUUUAUUGCCCAAUCAUAGUUGACAAAUCGUUCAGUGUUGUGCAAGAGACUGUGUAUAAUUGUCAUGACUUGUGAGGCUGGAUUUGCACAGGACGUCUCGUUGGCUGUUGGAACAGUGUCGCGGAUACUGAGAAGUGAUGAGAUUCUCCCAGAGCUAAAAACAAAUGUUGCUCUUGUUCCUGUUUAAAUCCAGUGUGAACGACUAUGAAGAGGUUCACUGUGCACAGCUCCACAGGCGGGCCAUUCACUUUUAUGUGCAAUUGUUUGUUGCAAUCCAUACGAUAUGUUGGGGAAAUUAUUAACAAGCAAAAAAAAAAAGGAAAAAAAAAUGCAGAUUCUCUAUGUGCCACAGUACU
This is a messenger RNA of Oreochromis aureus, 5998 nucleotides long. It is a transcript of the gene myripb, whose product is annotated as myosin VIIA and Rab interacting protein. The transcript is spliced from 18 exons. Gene Ontology annotation, cellular component: cortical actin cytoskeleton. Bases 304 to 3444 code for a protein of 1046 amino acids. Gene Ontology annotation, biological process: intracellular protein transport. Gene Ontology annotation, molecular function: small GTPase binding; actin binding; myosin binding. NCBI's taxonomy places the organism in Eukaryota, Metazoa, Chordata, Actinopteri, Cichliformes, Cichlidae. The record is from RefSeq and is a predicted model, not a curated record.